Molecule: messenger RNA, 1709 nt
Organism: Papaver somniferum (opium poppy)
Lineage: Eukaryota; Viridiplantae; Streptophyta; Magnoliopsida; Ranunculales; Papaveraceae
Product: cystathionine beta-lyase, chloroplastic-like
Exons: 16
Coding region: 1-1641 (546 amino acids)
Biological process (GO): 'de novo' L-methionine biosynthetic process; transsulfuration
Cellular component (GO): cytoplasm
Molecular function (GO): pyridoxal phosphate binding
Source: RefSeq, a predicted model, not a curated record
AUGGCUAUUAUGAUUCAUGAUAAUCUUCUUAUCUUACUGGCGUGCAGCAUUGUUCCUGCUCUACGAGCUGUCACUGACCCAUUAGAAUUUAACAACAAAAAAUUGGUUCUGUGGAAGGUGCUCAUGACUGGAUUUAAAAUGAUAACAUUUAUUGGCGGUUCAUCUAGUAGUGAUCACCGUGGAACAAAAUCUGAAUCUGAUGGACAGGGGUUGUGUGGGAGUGGGAAUUGUGUUAGUGAUGUUUCAACAAACUCCUCUGCAGUGACUUUGGAAGAUUCCUGUACUGACUCUAUUCUUGCAGCAGUGACUAAAGGUGUGCAUGGAAUUUCUGGCAAGGGGUUUGGAUUUACCAGGAAGUUGUUUCAAUAUGAGUUUCCUAACAAGAGUUUACAAUUGGGUUGCACUAAUAACAAAAGAGAUGAUAUGGAUGUGACAGCAUCAGCUUCGGUUGAGAGUGUCUGUGAAUGUUUUCAUGAUGUGGAGGUGAAUAUUAAGGAACCAAGUAUUUCAACAACUAUCAUGAAUUUUGAAAACAAAUUAGAUCCUUUUGGUGCUUCUAGUACUCCUAUUUAUCAAACAGCUACAUUUAAGCAGCCUUGUGGAACAGAGUGUGGCCCUUAUGCCUAUAGUAGAAAAGCGAAUCCUACACGGGACAUGUUGGAAAGGCUCCUAGCCAAGCUUGACAAGGCUGAUCGUGCAUUUUGCUUUUCUACUGGAGUGGCGGCUUUGGCUGCUGUGACCCAUCUGGUUGGAGCUGGCCAAGAAGUUGUUUCUGGAAAUGACAUGUAUGGUGGUUCUGAUCGAUUUCUUUCACAAAUACUUCCAGGGAGAGGAGUAGUAGUAAAGCGUGUGGAUAUGACUGAUCUAAGUGCGGUUGCAGCUGCUGUCGGUCCCUGGACAAAGCUAGUGUGGUUGGAGAGUCCAACUAACCCCCAGCUUCAAAUAUCUGAUAUAAGGAAAAUAGCCGAGAUUGCUCAUGCAAAUGAUGCCCUUGUGCUGGUGGAUAAUAGUAUACUGUCCUCUGUGUUGUCUCAGCCAUUAGAACUUGGAGCAGAUAUCGUGAUGCACUCAGCUACCAAGUUUAUAUCUGGGCAUGCUGAUGUCAUGGCAGGAGUCCUUGCUGUGAAAAGAGAAAGCUUGGCAAAAGAAAUAGCUUUCCUGCAAAUUGCAGAAGGGGCUGUUUUGGCACCAUUUGACUGCUGGGUUUGCUUACGAGGAAUUAGAACCAUGCCUUUACGUGUUGAAAAGCAGCAGGAGAAUGCUCAAAAAAUUGCUGAAUAUCUUGCUUCUAAUCCUCGGGUAAAGAAAGUUAACUAUGCUGGUCUCCCUGACCACCCUGGACGUGCUCUACACUAUUCUCAGGCAAAGGGAGCGGGUUCUGUGCUUAGCUUUGUGACGGGUUCCGUAGCACUCUCAAAACAUAUCGUGGAAACUACCAAGUACUUCAACAUAACAGUCAGUUUUGGGAGUGUGAAUUCGCUCAUUAGCUUGCCUUGCUUCAUGUCCCAUUCGGUCAUACCUGCUGCAGAUCGGGAAGCCAGGGGUUUGACAGAAGAUCUCAUUCGCAUAUCUGUGGGCAUUGAGGAUGUAAACGAUUUGACUGAUGACUUGGAUUAUGCAAUUAGAACUGGACCUAUAUAAGGAACUGCAGAUUUUAUCUUGAUCAUGUAUUUACUUCUGCAUUUUCAUCUACAGUUCAAACAUUUUCG